AUGCUACAAAACGGUGAGAUGACGGAUGGUUGGAGCCUCUUGUGAAACGCACCACGGUUGAGACAAAUAGGCCUGAAGGACGCUAUUGUCACGACAGUAUGUAACCUCUGAAUGUUAAGGGGUCACUGAAUUACAACCUCAGGGGCGAUAUCAAAGCGUGUAUACUAGAACACGAGACACAUACCACGUGACUUAGAUCGGUGAACAUGUAGGUCACUUCCCGAGGAACGCAUGUUUCCAGAAAUAGGAAAUCAUUUACUCAGAACCAGGACUGGACACAACAGAGGACGGUACCAGUAUCACCAUGGCAGGUCUGAAGAUAGAGAUUGAAGCUGGAGACGGAGGAAAAUGUGAUAAUUUAGUGAUGGCCGGCGUGGUCACUGGAGGAGUCGACAAUGAAUGUAAAGGUAUACCGAAGCCAGAAGGCAUCAAAUCAGAUCUCUCAACAACUAACAUAAAACUAAAGGGUCCUGGCAAAGAUGCUCAACAUAAAGAUGUGAAGAUAAUGGGUGUUGUGGAAGGAGGGCUGGGAUUAAAAGACAUCUCGAAAGAUGCUGACCGCAGUGGUCAAGGUCAAGAGGCUCCCUAUAAAAUGGACUCUGUACCGAGAGGGUUGUGCUAUAUAUUCUGCAACAAGACCUUUGAAGAUAAACCCAAACAAACGAGAAUAGGAACCGAGAAGGACAGAGAUGCGUUGACAGAGGUUUGGGGAAAGCUCCAUUUUGACGUUAAAUCGUUCGACGACUCCGAAGCUGAUGUGAUGGAAACGAGGAUUAAGAAACUUGCCAAGAUGGACCACAAGGCUUAUGACUGUGUGGUAGUGAUCUUCCUGACCCACGGGCGAGAUGGGGCGGUGCAGGGGUCCGACAACGAGUGGCUGGACGUCAGUACCAUCACAUCUUACUUCGAGGCGUCAGAGUGUCCGUCACUGGCCAACAAACCAAAGCUGUUUUUCUUUCAGUCAUGUAGAGGCAAAGAAAUCCAAAAAGCUGUUCCGGUUCAAGGUGAUGAUGGCGGCAGUGAUGCUGUUGCUAAAGAAACAGUAGUUCAGGCUGUCAAGAUGGUUGCUCCAGAGGGAGAUUUCUUCUUUGGAUUUGCCACAGUGGCAGGGAUGCAGGCUCUGAGAAACCCGGAGAGUGGUAGCUGGUUCAUUCAGGCGCUUGUCCAAGCUCUGGAAGCAUGUACAAAGAGGGAUGACCUGGACAGCAUUUUGACAACCGUGCGUAGUAAAGUGAACAAUCAUCAAUGUGAAACAUCGGAUGGGAAGUUUCUCAAACAAACGGCUGAAGUGCGGACGACGUUGCUGAAGAAACUUUUUUUUACUUAUUGAGCAAGACAAAGUUUGUCGGAAUAGUUGUUUCAAAUCACAUAAAGGCGCCCAUUUGAGAUUAGGCCUAAACACUUUCAUGAUCAUCUGUCUCGAAAUGUAAAUUGGGGAAUUUGCUCAGCUUGUCGGUUCAGUUUCCUAUUGAUGUAGCAGUACAGACACACCUACACCUAUAAAUGCUUAUUAGGUUUAGAGGGGAAUUGAGAUGGUCGACUGAAGGCUGUGCUGCGUUCCUUGUGAGCAUAGAAAGCAUGUUCAUGGGUUCGAAUCCCGGUUCGAAUGGACUGGGUUAGACGAACCCAGUAAACGUCUACGUUGUAGGACUUUCCUCCUACACAAAGCUGACAGGCCGUGAUUCACAUGGAAUACCGUACAACACGGCGUUAAACCCGACUCACUCACUCACCAAUCUAUCCACCCACCAACCCGCCCACCCACUCACUCCCUGGGAUACUAUUGGAAUACCGUUCAAAACGCCGUUUAACCCACUCACCCACUCACUCACUCACUCACUCACUUUUACUCCCUCCCUGGGAAUACUUUUGGAAUACCGUUCAAAACGACAUUAAACCCAACUCACUCACUCGCUCACCAACCCACCCGCUCAC
This is a messenger RNA of Haliotis rubra (blacklip abalone), 1935 nucleotides long. Its product is annotated as caspase-8-like. The coding region runs from base 305 to 1330 and encodes 341 amino acids. The transcript is spliced from 8 exons. Lineage: Eukaryota; Metazoa; Mollusca; Gastropoda; Lepetellida; Haliotidae. The record is from RefSeq and is a predicted model, not a curated record. Gene Ontology annotation, molecular function: cysteine-type endopeptidase activity. Gene Ontology annotation, biological process: proteolysis.